AAUUGGGGCAUGAGUGUAGAAGAGGGGGGUGUACCAGGCCUUGGCCGUCAUAGGCAGGCCCGUUGGACCCUGAUGCUACUCCUGUCCACUGCUAUGUAUGGUGCCCAUGCUCCAUUGUUGGCACUGUGCCAUGUGAAUGGCCGAAUACCUUUCCAUCCCUCCUCAGCUGUGCUGCUCACUGAGCUGACCAAGUUACUGUUAUGCGCCUUGUCCCUCUUGGUGGGAUGGCAAGCAUGGCCCGCAGGGGGCCCACCCUGGCGUCAAGCUGCUCCUUUUGCACUAUCAGCCCUGCUCUAUGGCGCCAACAACAACCUCGUGAUCUAUCUACAACGUUAUAUGGACCCCAGCACCUACCAGGUACUAAGCAAUCUCAAGAUUGGAAGCACAGCCCUAUUGUACUGCCUCUGCCUCCAGCACCGCCUCUCUGCACGCCAGGGGUUGGCACUAUUGCUACUGAUGAUCGCAGGGACCUGUUAUGCAGUCGGUGGCCUUCAAGACUCUGUGAACACUCUUCCAGAGCCCCCUCCAGCAGCUGUUGCCAGCACCAUGGCCCUGCAUAUCACACCCCUGGGACUGCUGCUCCUCAUCCUGUACUGCUUCAUCUCAGGCCUGUCCUCCGUAUACACAGAGCUGCUUAUGAAGCGACAGCGGCUUCCCCUGGCACUGCAGAACAUCUUCCUCUACACUUUUGGUGUGCUCCUGAACCUGGGUCUGCAUGCAGGCAGUGGUCCUGGGCCAGGUCUCCUGGAGGGUUUCUCAGGAUGGGGAGUGCUCGUGGUACUCAGCCAGGCGCUCAAUGGGCUGCUCAUGUCAGCUGUCAUGAAGCAUGGCAGCAGCAUCACACGCCUCUUCGUUGUGUCCUGUUCAUUGGUGGUCAAUGCAGUGCUUUCAGCAGCCCUGCUUCACCUGCAGCUCACAGCCACCUUCUUCCUGGCCACGCUGCUCAUUGGCCUGUCUGUGCGCCUGUACUAUGGCAGCCACUAGCCCCUGACCAUCUCCAGUCAUUUUUUUUACCCUGUACCAUCACUAAAGCCUCCUUCCAGGCCUCUCUUCGGUAGCCCUGUAACAAGUGCCUUGUGAGAAAAGCUGGGAAAUGGAGAGCAGCCAUGUUAGUCCUUGGAGGCAGUGGGUGAAAGGAUAUUCCUGGGAGACAUCAAGGGUGGGUUUGGUUAAGAAGACUUAAACUUUCCCACUAUACUCCCAAGUUCUUCCAGACUAAACCCCAUCUCUGAUGGGGGAGGCUCCAUAUCUUAUCCUGUGUGAACACAGUUAUUCAAAGUAUGGUGUGGGUAAUGGGUGGCUUUUCUUGCCUGGCAGAACCACUACCCCUGGGCAUGGUACUGGCUGCUUCAGCCCAGUCUUGGUACAUGACUUCCCCCAAGGAAUAUUUACUUCCCAGUCAUGCAGGAAGGCUCAGUUGCCACAAAUUCUACAACCAUCACCCAGGCCAUUCUGCCAGCCUUCCCCAUCUCCAGUGGUUCCCUCCCCACAGUGCUGCUUCCCACACCCAGCCUUUGGUCUGGAGACUCCAGAGGGGGCUGGAACUUGACUUGUCUCAGGGAAUGUUGCCCCAGGCCUUGGUUUAAGCCUACACUCCUGAGCCCUCUUAAAACGCUCUGCCACCUCUAAGUAUUUUGGGAGAUACCAUCUUCCCACUGUGGAGCCUGCCCCUGCCUAGUGGUAUCCCAACUCUCAGCUGUCUGGAGAGACUCUGGGCAGUGACCUGGAACCAGGUACAGGAAACUUCUAUAACUCAAUCAGUGUCUCUAAUUGCAUAAGCAAUAAAGUCUUAAUAAAGUAUUCUAGGGUAUAGGUACCUCCUAUAACUGGUCA
Molecule: messenger RNA, 1833 nt
Organism: Cavia porcellus (domestic guinea pig)
Lineage: Eukaryota; Metazoa; Chordata; Mammalia; Rodentia; Caviidae
Gene: Slc35a4
Product: solute carrier family 35 member A4
Exons: 1
Coding region: 10-984 (324 amino acids)
Biological process (GO): pyrimidine nucleotide-sugar transmembrane transport
Cellular component (GO): Golgi membrane
Molecular function (GO): pyrimidine nucleotide-sugar transmembrane transporter activity
Source: RefSeq, a predicted model, not a curated record